Haemonchus placei is the source of this 291-nucleotide messenger RNA. The record is from the annotation of a GenBank genome assembly. Lineage: Eukaryota; Metazoa; Nematoda; Chromadorea; Rhabditida; Trichostrongylidae.
AUGGGGUUGAAUCGUGAGCAUUUUCGCGCGAGUGUUUUCUACAACUUUCGACGUGGACUAACUCAACAGCAAUGCAUGGAUGAACUUAGUUCAACUUUUGGUGAUGAAGCUCCAUCCACGGCUAGUGUUUAUCGAUGGUACAGUGAGUUCACCCGAGGUCGUAGUUCACUCGAAGACGAAUUUCGUGGAGGUCGUCCAAAAUCAGUUGUUGUUCCGGAAACCGGUGAUACUGUGCACAAACUAAUACUGCAAGAACGUCAUGUGACCUAUCGUGAGAUUGGAACAACCUAA